Messenger RNA from Aspergillus thermomutatus, 1437 nucleotides. RefSeq names its product 60S ribosomal eL42 domain-containing protein. The record is from RefSeq and is a predicted model, not a curated record. Gene Ontology annotation, biological process: translation. The coding region runs from base 1 to 1437 and encodes 478 amino acids. Gene Ontology annotation, molecular function: structural constituent of ribosome. Gene Ontology annotation, cellular component: ribosome; cytosolic large ribosomal subunit. NCBI's taxonomy places the organism in Eukaryota, Fungi, Ascomycota, Eurotiomycetes, Eurotiales, Aspergillaceae. The transcript is spliced from 7 exons.
AUGGCACAAGACUCAAGCCAAAACCCCUUUGACGAAUUGAUCUCCAAGUGUCAAGGCAACCCGGCUAAGAUUCAAGCUCAAUAUGAAGCGCACCGGUCUACGAGGAAUGCAAAGUCCAAGGCCCACAUCCUCAGUCCGAACUUCACAGGAUGGCAGGUCGAUGAAAUCCUGAAGAAGCUACAUAUACAGACGACUAUAUCCAGCCAUGACGGCCAGACACCUUUCGUUGAUCACAGGAACAAUCUCAACUUUUACGCACGACCCCCACAACAUAUAAAGGACUUUAUUGCUGAGAUUCAAAAAGAAAUUCAGAGUGUUGUGCCAAGCAUAUGGCUUACACCACCCGACUUCUUACAUAUGACUGUCCUUGAGAUGGCCAGUUCCCGGUCUUCUUUGGAGAUCGACGCUCUUGUCUCUCACCUAGAGCAAAGUGGUGUGAUUCCGGAUUUGGUCAACUAUACCUUCAACCACCGGGCACGGCUGGUCAAGCCUAGUGUCAGCUUCGACGCAGCAGCCAUGGCCCUGAGCUUCGUUCCUGCCUCCGGAGAGCAAUCAGGAUGGAGUCGCGCCGCGGACGACGACAAUUAUACGUAUCACCACCUGCGACGAGAUCUGUACGCUGGGGUCGCAGCUACGGGAUUACAACUGAAGCCUAGGUACCUAGUACCCUCGGCGCAUAUCACGAUUGCCAGGUUCAUCACACAUGAUGGGUUUCAGCUUGAGAAGUUGGGCGUGGAUGGGGAAUUGGCGUUUGGUUGUGAGCGCGUUGCGGCCUUGGUAGACAAGGUCGAGCAGAUCAACCAGAAAAUCCAAGAAAAGUACUGGCCUCGAGUGAAUCGGACCGUAUCUUCUGAAGCAGAAUGGAUUGUGGGAGAAGAAACGGGGUUAGAGCUUUGCAAGGGACCAUGGCGAUCCGAAGAGAAUAAUGGUAAUAACGGAGAUGAUGCCUGGGGCAGCCAGCGGCCUUGGCACACACACCCGAAGCGGUUAGUGCCCACCCGAAACAGGGCCCUAAGCGAACGAAAUCCCACAACCCACGUACAGUCCGACUCGCUCCUCUCCGACAAGAGACUAUCCAACGACCACCAAUCUCGCGAUCCGGCCAACUCAGUCAAAAUGGUCAACGUUCCCAAAACCCGCCGGACGUACUGCAAGUCCAAGGAGUGCCACAAGCACACUCAGCACAAGGUCACCCAGUACAAGGCUGGCAAGGCCUCCCUGUACGCCCAGGGUAAGCGUCGUUACGACCGCAAGCAGAGCGGUUACGGUGGUCAGACCAAGCCUGUCUUCCACAAGAAGGCCAAGACCACCAAGAAGAUCGUCCUGCGUCUUGAGUGCACUGCCUGCAAGACCAAGAAGCAGCUCGCUCUGAAGCGUUGCAAGCACUUCGAGUUGGGUGGUGACAAGAAGACUAAGGGUGCUGCUCUUGUUUUCUAA